AUGCUAUCAGACUUUGAGAAGAGGUUCCGGAAGUACACAGACCCAAACAAGGUCCUGAACUCCAUUAACCAGCUAUCAGAAGCUCGUUUGGGGAUCGAGAAACUGAACUCCGAAUUCAGAAGGUUGUGGAAGAUGAUGCCCCCGGACCACUGGACUGAAAAAGGGGCUAUGGCUAUAUAUAUGCGUUUGUUCAACCAAAAUACGUACCAUCUAGUCCUGAUCCACAGUCCUCAGUCCCUAACUAAGAUGAUGGAUGCGGCAUAUGAGACGAUUGCCAUCACUGGUCGUUUCGCAGAACCUUCUAGACUAGAUGCACCUCGUUAUGAUAACGAUGGUGACUACCUCAUGGCAGCUAUCCAAUCUAGAACCAAAAACCCUAGCGCCCGAACCAUUAGAAAUGCCACUAGGGAAGACUGCCGACGCUUGAACCUCUGUUUCUACUGCAAGAAACCUGGUCAUAGACUGAGUGAAUGCAAAAAGAGGUUAGCUAGAAACAAUGCGGUUCUAGCAACAAUGCGAGUUCUCGAUCAAUCUAAGAAAUCCGACGAGGUUUAUAACUCCUCUAAAACGUUAUAUCUGAUAAUUAAUACUAUCCUGAAUCCUGUUGUGGGAACAACAUUAACCACGCAGCUAACUGUCCAAGGUACACAAUUAAAUGUCCUAUUAGACAGUGGUUCCCCAACAUCCUUUAUCCGUAAAGAUGUUGUCCAAAAGCUUAAUCUACCGUAUCAUGAAGUAUCACCGUUUAGCUUUAAAGGGUUCACUUCCAAUGAAAUAAAACACACAUCUCUGGCCGCACAAAUUCCCGUAUCUACAGCAAAUCAAGUUAUUUCCAUCUCGGCAUACAUCAUGAACCACAUGGAACAUGAUCUGUUAAUUGGAAACCCAAUACUGGACAAGUAUCCAAUUCUGAAAGAAGGACCAAGGAUAGCAUCCGUUAAAUCUGCUAAAUUCGUUAAAUAUGAAUCUCCGAAAUCUGUUAAAUCUGCUAAAUUCGUUAAAUCCGAAUCUCUGAAACCCGCUAAAGAAGCGAAGUCUGAAAUGCUGGAAUACACUAAUCCUGAACCAGCAGAAAUCCUGAAACCGGUUGAGUCUAUUAUGGCCCGUCAAUCUGAAAUAGCAGAAGAGGCUCAAGAACAACACCUCAACACAAUAUCCGAACCCAACCUCGAUAAUGCUAUACUAAACAACCCUGGCUUGGUUAGUGAUAUAGAAACAGCCACCAUGAUGGCAUGCAUCAAGAAAGUAUCUCAAUCUGAAGACAUGGACUCUUUUAACAAGUUGCCUAAUGUCUUAAUCCGCAAAUAUUCCGAGAUCGUCAGAAACGAUCUACCACCGAAACCUCCGCUAUCAAAACACACUACUACUCACGAAAUAACCAUCAAAGAGAACGCACGCCUACCACGUCUACAACCCUAUCGUCUAACGCCCAGGCUACAAAUGGAACUCAACACCAUCAUAGAUGACCUCUUAGAAAAGAAGUUCAUUCUACCAUCGAAAUCUCCCUGUAGUUCCCCGAUUGUACUGCUCAAGAAGAAAGAUGACACAUACCGUUUAUGUGUUGACUACCGAGCCCUGAAUAAGGCCACCAUCGCUGACCCGUUUCCGUUACCACGUAUAGAUGAUCUCCUGAGCCGCAUUGGAGAUGCUUCCGUCUUUUCGACGCUAGAUCUUCAUAGUGGCUACCACCAGAUUCCCAUGAAUAAAGACGAUCAAUACAAGACCGCUUUUGUCACACCCUCCGGUAAAUAUGAAUAUACAGUUAUGCCUUUUGGGCUGGUUAACGCCCCUAGUACUUUUGCCCGACACAUGUCUGACCUAUUCCGAGGCUUAACCUUCGUUUGUGUCUAUCUAGAUGAUAUCCUCAUAUUCUCCGACAGCAAAGAAACGCACUGGGAACAUCUAGAUACCGUACUUGGCAGAUUAUUAAAGGAAAAUCUAAUAGUUAAAAAGAAAAAAUGCACAUUCACUUCCGCAGAAGUUGAAUUCCUCGGUUACCAAAUUGGAGCAAAUAAAAUUACCCCCAUAGUAACCAAGUGCCAAGCCAUUGAUAAAUUCCCGACUCCGAAAUCUGUGAAAGAAGCACAACGCUUCUUAGGAAUGAUUAACUACUACCGAAGGUUUAUACCUAACUGUUCCAAGAUAGUCACUCCGAUCCAACAAUACAUCUGCAAAGAAUCCGUCUGGUCAACAACACAAGACGAUGCUUUCCGUUCCUUAAAAUCCGCUCUUACAUCCGAUCCGUUGCUGGCACCAUUUAAACCAAACGGAGAUUACCGACUAACCACUGAUGCCUCGAAAGAAGGUGUUGGUGCCGUACUCAAGAAGUGA
Tetrapisispora phaffii CBS 4417 is the source of this 2331-nucleotide messenger RNA. RefSeq lists its product as uncharacterized. The record is from RefSeq and is a predicted model, not a curated record. Lineage: Eukaryota; Fungi; Ascomycota; Saccharomycetes; Saccharomycetales; Saccharomycetaceae. Gene Ontology annotation, biological process: proteolysis. Gene Ontology annotation, molecular function: aspartic-type endopeptidase activity; nucleic acid binding; zinc ion binding.